Molecule: messenger RNA, 3753 nt
Organism: Orbilia oligospora ATCC 24927
Lineage: Eukaryota; Fungi; Ascomycota; Orbiliomycetes; Orbiliales; Orbiliaceae
Exons: 2
Coding region: 1-3753 (1250 amino acids)
Biological process (GO): microtubule-based movement; mitotic spindle assembly
Cellular component (GO): spindle microtubule; nucleus
Molecular function (GO): microtubule binding; ATP binding; plus-end-directed microtubule motor activity
Source: RefSeq, a predicted model, not a curated record
AUGAGCUCGAGAUACGGAGCCCGCGGUCCGAACCGCAAACCGAAUGCCCCAGCUAAAGGUUCUAAUAACAAUGCUCAGAACCGUCCCCCAUCGCGUGCAGCAGGCAAUGCCUCCUCUUCUUCAUCUUCACGCCCAGCCUACAUGAAUCCUGCAGUGCAAGCUACAGCACGCCCUGGAUCUCCAACCGAGUCGAUAGCGACUACUCGCACAAAGAAUCCAGAUACCCGACACCGUUCGCCUGACGAGACAAACGUUCAAGUUGUUGUGCGUUGCCGAGGCCGAAAUGAACGAGAAAUUCGAGAAAACAGCGCUGUUAUCCUUUCAACACCUGGUGGUCCCCGUGGCAACGAAGUGUUGGUUUCAAUGGGUCCUAUGAGUUUAUCCAACAAAACAUACAUGUUCGAUCGCGUUUUCGGCCCUGAAGCAGAUCAAAGUAUGAUCUAUGACGACGUCGUUGCGCCUAUCCUUGAAGAAGUGCUUGCCGGUUAUAACUGCACUAUCUUUGCCUAUGGACAAACAGGAACAGGAAAAACAUAUACAAUGACUGGUGAUAUGAAACCUUACUUCGACACAUAUUCCGAUGGAGCUGGUAUUAUCCCUCGUGCGUUGCACAAUUUGUUCAAACUAUUGGAUGGAGAAUCCGAGCCGAUGGUCAAAUGUUCUUUCAUCGAGCUUUAUAAUGAAGAACUAAGAGACCUUUUGUCAGCCGAUGAGACGAUCAAGUUAAAAAUGUUUGAAGAUUCGUCGAAGAAAGGUGGAGUUGUUAUUAAUGGUAUGGAGGAACGAUUUGCACAUAAUGCAGAAGACGGCGUCAAUCUACUACAGGAAGGAAGCAAGAAGAGACAAGUUGCAGCGACUAAAUGCAACGACUUGAGCAGUCGUAGCCAUACUGUUUUCACGAUUAUCGUCCAAGUCAAGGACAAGAACCCCGCAGGAGAGGAUUUCAUGAGAACUGGAAAGUUGAACCUCGUCGACUUGGCAGGUUCCGAGAGUGUUGGAAGAUCCGGAGCCGAGAAUAAGAGGGCCAAAGAGGCCGGGAUGAUUAACCAGAGUUUAUUGAGCUUGGGAAGAGUUAUUACAGCUCUUGUUGAGAAGAACAGCUAUAUUCCGUACAGAGAGUCGAAGCUCACUCGCUUGCUCCAAGAUUCCCUUGGUGGCCGUACGAAGACGUGCAUAAUCGCCACGGUUUCGCCGGCCAAGGUCAAUCUUGAGGAGACGAUAUCGACCUUGAACUACGCAGCGACUGCGAAGAAUAUCGAGAACAAGCCGCAGCUCAACCAAUUGAUGACGAAGCGUGCCGUCAUCAAGGAGUACAUCACAGAGAUCGAGCGCCUGAGGGCCGAUCUGAAUGCCACGAGGCAAAAGCACGGGGUGUACAUGUCGGAGGAGCACUUCCAGCAGCUCAACCGAGAGAACGACACCAGAAAGACCUUGGUGGAGGAGCACGAGAGGAAGAUCGCAGUCCUAGAGCAGCAGUUGAGGACUGCUCGCGAAAACUUGGAGAAGAAUCUUAAGUCCUUUAUGGACUUAAAGAAGGACUACGACGGCCAGACGGUGUCGUUGGAGGAGACCAGGGAGGCUCUGUUUAGUACAGAGACCUCCCUGGUUCUCGCCACUCAGGAGCUCUCGGAUGAGCAACUGAUCACCAAGGCCUACAAGCUGACCGAGGCCGAGCUCUCCACCAAGGCCAGCAACCUUGCGUCUGUGGCCUCCGCGGCCAUUCGCGAUGUAGACGGGCUACACGCGAAGGUCGGGAGGCAGGAGGAGCUCCAGGGGCUAAACAAGGCCACCUGGGGCUCCGUCAAACAACAGACGUUUGACGUCACGGGUCUCGUCGAGGGCGAGAUCAAAAAGUUCAUCGAGGAGCAGGCGAGGCUCCAGGACGGGGUGGCGGCUCGGAUGGAUUCGUUCAUCCAGCUGCAGGGGGACAAGCUCUCGAAGGCUUACUCAAGCCUUGACGAAGGGCUUGAGAAGCUGGAGGUUGCCAGGUCCUCGGCAACCGGAACCGCCCGCGAGGCCGCGGACGAGAUGAACCUCGUCCUGGAGGAGAUCAAGGUCCUUCGGGACGAUGUCAAGGUCAAGGUCGGGGAGGGCAUGCGUAGCAUGUCCUCCGCCGCGGAGAAAAUCGCCGGGGACGUGGUGCGGGAGUUGGAGGGGUUCAAGGAGGAGAUGCGCUCCUCCUACAUCGGCCUUGGAAGGGAUUUCAAGGCGAUGUUCGACGCGUGCAGCAAGCACUUGGCUGCACAGACCCAGAAGGCCAACGACCUGAGGCUGGAGGUGGAGGCUGCCAAUAAGGCAGCCAUCACCGCCCAGGCCUCAGCUGCCGAUUCGAUCGCCGCCGUUCUGGCCGAGGAGAGCCAGAAAGCUGCCCAUGAGAGGCAGCAGCUUGUCGCCCAGAUCACACAGCUGGUCACCAAAAACGCCUUGGAGCAGGACAAGCGACUCGCCCAGAGGAUGGGGUCGGUCCAGACUGGACUGACGGUCACUAGUGACCGUUUGUCCUCUGCGACCGGCUCCAUCUGUGCUGGGAUCAAUCAGUGGUCCGAGGCAGAGGAGGGUUUCCGGGGGGGGCUUUCUGUCACACGCGACGGAAUUAAGAAGAAGUUGCAGACUGACGCUCUCGCCAACGAGAGCAGAGCCAGCGGCAUCCAACAGACUGCUAACAGCAUCCAUGCCGAGACCAUACAGUUGGUCAAUUCGCAAAUGCAAUCUGUCGCCGUUAACAUGCAAACCCUCGACGAGUUUGUUACCAGGGCCCGCGAGCAUAACGAACGACACCAUCGUCUCAAGGUGUCGAGCCUGGAUUCCGUUGCCGACCAAGUCAAGUCGUCGACGUCGGCUGUUCGUUACAACAUUGAUGACGUCAAACAGGAAGUGGAGGAUAUCGGGGCUGAUGUUUUGGCCGCCACAGUUAAAGCGAAGAAUGCUCUCGACCCCUUCAACAGCUAUAGUUCCAGUUUGUUGUCAGGGCUUCGAGGACAGACAGAAGUCUCUGUUUACAGAGAUUACGUGCCGACCAACUCUAGCCCGAAGAAGAGAUCAUACCCAUUCGACGACGAUCUCCCCAAGACCGCUACUCGUGAACAGAUCUUGAACGCGGCACCCGACAGGAAUCCAAUGAGAGAAGUCACUCCAGAGGCACAGAUCUUCAACGCUGCUACUAGUGAGAUGACCGCUGCCCGCAACGGGGAUAGAGUACCGUUGGCGGAUUUGGCUGUUGACUCCAAUGUGGCCUUUUUGUCUCUCGCGAUUACUGGUGACAAGAAAAAGAAGGCAGCUAAGACUAUGGUCAAGAGAGAUACACCUGAGCACGAGGAUGAAGACGACGACAUUGAGGAUGUUAGUAUGAUUCAGAUGUCUGUCAAGAAAGGAAAGAAGAAGGCUGAACCCAACGGGCCUAACACGGUUGAGCGAUCCGUGAGAAAGCUUAGGAAGAAGAAGCAAGAAAACGAGGAGGAAGAAACAGUCGAAGUGUCUCCCACGAAAAAGACCAAUACUAAGGGCGCUGUUGGUUCGGAAUCUCCAAAGAAAAAGAGCAAGGUUGUAAGCGAGCCACCAGCCUUGGAGGGUGUUAUGAGCCCACCACCAGCGAAAAGAGCUAAGACAAGCAAGAUCGGAUUGAUCUCCCAGCAGAGUGGCAGAAGAAGAGCUAGUUUCUCUGGACCUCCUCCCUCUCUAAGACAAGGUUCUUUAAUCCCAUCCGCUCCUGGUAGUGCUAGGAAGCCUAAGAAUGGAAGACCGCAAUCGACUUAA